This is a messenger RNA of Purpureocillium lilacinum, 1521 nucleotides long. RefSeq lists its product as uncharacterized. The record is from RefSeq and is a predicted model, not a curated record. Gene Ontology annotation, molecular function: ATP binding; tetrahydrofolylpolyglutamate synthase activity. NCBI's taxonomy places the organism in Eukaryota, Fungi, Ascomycota, Sordariomycetes, Hypocreales, Ophiocordycipitaceae. Gene Ontology annotation, cellular component: cytoplasm; mitochondrion; cytosol. Gene Ontology annotation, biological process: tetrahydrofolylpolyglutamate biosynthetic process.
AUGCAUAGCCCCGGCAGCAACCACCGCCCGUUCAGCGCGUCGUCGCGCGGCUACCCGGAGGCGCUGGAGAAGCUCGCCCUGCUGCAGUCCAACCGCGCGACCACGCAGCUCUUCGACCAGCGCAAGACGCCGCGCGAGCUCAACGCCGCGGCCAUCCCCGAGAUGCUCGACUGGCUGCGUCGUGCAGGCUACCAGCCCGCGGACCUGGCGCGCCUGCGGCACAUUCACGUCGCCGGCACGAAGGGCAAGGGCUCGGUGUGCGCGUACGCGACGGCCAUGUUGCGCGAGCACUACGCUGGCGGCGAAGGAGAUGGUAAAGGCAGCGUGGGCACGUACACGAGCCCGCACCUCGUCAGCCCGCGGGAACGCAUCGCCAUCGAUGGGGAGCCCGUCUCGCAGGACGUCUUCGCCUCGGCCUUUUUCGAGCUGUGGGACCGGUUCACCGCAUCAGCCAUCGCGGGAGGCAGCACCAUGUCCGCGGCAGAGGCCGAGGGCCCCGCGACGAAGCCCUUUUUCUUCCGGUUCAUGACGAUCCUCGCGUGGCACAUCUUCCUCACGCGCGGGGUGCGCAAUGUAGUGCUCGAGGUCGGCAUCGGGGGCGAGUUCGACGCCACAAAUGUGGUGCCCGCCGAGGCCGUCUCCGCGGCCGUCAUCACGCAGCUAGGCAUCGACCACGUCGCCAUGCUGGGCGAGACGGUCGAGGAGAUCUCGUGGCACAAGGCGGGCAUACUGAAACCCGGCGUGACGGGGUUCACGAAGCGGCUGGACGGUCAGCCUGGCGUCAUGGACGUGCUGCGCAAGAGGGCGGCCGAGAAGAACGCCACGCUGGUGGAAGUCGACGAUGAGGCUGUUGAGCGCUGGGCUGGCGUGGAGGGCACCCUGAAGGGUGCAUUUCAGAAACACAAUCAGGCACUGGCCGUCAUGGCCGUGCGGAAGCACAUAGGCUUGCAGGACAGCAGCCCUGAGGCUGCGUUGCGGGACCUAUCGCCGGAGCUCAUCCGCGGACUACAAACCGCGAGGCUACGGGGGCGAUGCGAGGUCGUGGACCAGGAGGACGCGACGUGGCUGCUGGACGGGGCGCACACGCGGGAGAGCCUCGACGAGGUGGCACGAUGGCUCGCCGCGUCGAUACAGCCCGGCGAGAAGCUGACGCUCGUCUUCAACCAGCAGGAGAGAGACGCCUCAGAACUUCUGAAAUCUUUCCUCGCGAGCGUCAGGCAAGAGACGGGCGGCCGGGGAGACGUAUUUAGCCAUGCGCUGUUCACGCGAAACGACCACUCGCGGCCGCCGCCCGGGGAGGUCGUCGACUUGAGCGUACAAGACGCAGCGGAGGCCAUGAUGAGAAGGCUGGUUCCAGACUGCCAGACGCAGACAAUGACCAGCAUAGAGGAUACGGUCGCCGAGGCAAGGCGCAUCGCGGGGCAGCAGCGGACUGGGUCGAAGCCAAAGGUGCUAGUCACGGGCAGUUUGCAUCUUGUGGGUGGUAUCCUGCGAGCCUUGGAGCCCGACGUUCUAUUGUAG